Molecule: messenger RNA, 1452 nt
Organism: Hordeum vulgare subsp. vulgare (domesticated barley)
Lineage: Eukaryota; Viridiplantae; Streptophyta; Magnoliopsida; Poales; Poaceae
Exons: 7
Coding region: 23-1186 (387 amino acids)
Biological process (GO): protein deubiquitination; endoplasmic reticulum unfolded protein response
Cellular component (GO): nucleus; cytosol
Molecular function (GO): cysteine-type deubiquitinase activity
Source: RefSeq, a predicted model, not a curated record
UCGCACGAACGGGCCAUUCGCCAUGCGCCCGUCAAGAGCCCACGGGCCACAGCCAUCGUCGCCUCCUCGGCUCCAUCCGGCGAGAGUAGACCCCAAUCCCCUCCGCCUCUUCCUGCCUCUGCGGAGCCUGAGCAUCUCCGGCCUCCCUGCUACCCACGUCCCCGCCCCAUCCUCGCAUCUCCCCGCCCCCCGCCGGAUUGGCUCGAUCCGGAGACCCAAGUCUGAAGUUUAUACUUGGUGCCACUGGAAGCGGAUGCUGCUGCGUUACACGCCCGCUAUAUGUUUGCAACGCUGCACUUAUACCAUGUAUUCUCAGCCUGGUCAGUUACUAGGAGGAUUGUCACAGAGCAUGGCCUUCUGGAAGCAUUCUCGCUCACAUGCAGUCAGUUAUCACACAAAAAUGGGGUUAGUUAGUCUUUCUCCUAAGAGCACAACAUCAUCUCGUCUGCAAAAUGGGGCAUGCUUUGCCUGCUUGGAGCAACAGUCUAAACAUGGAUUAUCAGCGAGAGAUCGUAUCCUACAUGCUAAGCUUGACAUGACCUCACAUCGCAAGUUUUCUAGUAUUAGCUGGAACUCGCGAACAACCAGAAGUUCAGCACAAAAAAUAGGAGGUACAUGCACUGCACUUUUCUUGAGUUUCGCAGUUUCUGGGAUAGCAAAUGCUGAGGGUCCGGUGGAUAAUGACAUUGAUUCCAAAACAUCCACUAGUUGUGCUCAUGGGAAGAAAGUUUACACAGAGUAUUCUGUCACUGGCAUUCCUGGGGACGGUAGAUGCUUGUUUCGUUCUGUGGCUCAUGGUGAGUGCAUUAGGUCAGGGAAACCCAUACCUAAUGAGAAUCUUCAGAGAAAGCUCGCUGAUGAUUUAAGAACAUUGGUUGCUGAUGAGUUUAUCAAGAGACGGACAGAGACUGAAUGGUUUAUUGAGGGCAAUUUCGAUACAUAUGUCUCUCAGAUUAGGAAGCCACAUGUGUGGGGAGGAGAGCCAGAAUUGCUCAUGGCUUCUCAUGUUCUUCAGAUGCCGAUCACUGUUUAUAUGCGCGAAGAAGCAGCGGGCGGUUUGAUAGCGAUCGCAGAGUAUGGCCAGGAGUACGGGAAGGAAGACCCAAUCCGAGUCCUCUAUCAUGGCUGUGGCCAUUAUGAAGCGCUGCAUAUACCAGGAAACGCUGAACCCAGGUCAAAACUGUAAAACAUUUGGAGCUCAGAAACCAGAUAGUAGCCGAGUACCUGAGCGCUGCAAGAAAGUCCGGAUCACGCCAGCCCAGCGGAUCUCAACAACCCACGGCCGCUUCCUCCGCUGCAUGCAUCGCAUGCAAACGUCCAGAUUCAGAUGUGUACUUAGCCAAAUCUUGUCCAUCUAUUUCCUUCUAUAAAAGACGCACGUACACAACCUGAUCGAUGAAUCAGGCAGAUAAUUCUGGAUCUGAGUAAUCUUUCCUCCCGGCCCAUCCACCA